CUCGAAUUCCAUUUGCGACAAUCCAGGACCCAAUCUUUGUCACGAACCUCCUCAAUCCACCUCUAUCCCUUCCGCCAUCUGCGCAUCUUCAUCUCACAAUCCGCGACAAUGGCCAUCUUAGCAAGUGCCCUCAACAUCGUCGGCCUCCUCUUCCUCUCGCACGCCGUCUACAGCGCCUACGAACACUCCCUCCUCCCCACCACCGCCUUAAUCCCUCCGACACCAUCCCGCACUUUGAUCCCCGCCUUCCUAAACCCCAAAAUCGACCUCCCCCUCGACAUCACGCUCGAAACGCUCUUCUCCGUCGUCCUGCUCUGCAUCGGCGUAGUAAUCAGCAGCCCCGCGCUCAUGCCUAUUCAGUGGAACGUGUGGGCUGGACGGAUGGAGAGGAGUAAAGAGGCCAGGCUGGUUACUGAGGUGGGGGUUGGCGGAGGCAAUCCGUAUGCGGUUUUAGAGGAGAGGCCUGGGUUUGUCGAUAUUAGGCGGCAGAGGAGGGAGUUUGCGGAGUGGAAGGGGGGUAAAGGGGUGGGGUUGUGAGGGGACAGCGGUGCAAUAACAUCACCGUUACCGGGUAUGGGUGGUAUUUGAGAGGAGGAUUACGCUGGGUCGCGCCUUCCUUCUGCUGUUGCUGCAGGUG
Messenger RNA from Neohortaea acidophila, 637 nucleotides. RefSeq names its product magnesium transporter. Gene Ontology annotation, biological process: protein folding in endoplasmic reticulum. NCBI's taxonomy places the organism in Eukaryota, Fungi, Ascomycota, Dothideomycetes, Mycosphaerellales, Teratosphaeriaceae. The transcript is spliced from 2 exons. Bases 109 to 537 code for a protein of 142 amino acids. The record is from RefSeq and is a predicted model, not a curated record. Gene Ontology annotation, cellular component: EMC complex.